Molecule: messenger RNA, 1710 nt
Organism: Suillus bovinus
Lineage: Eukaryota; Fungi; Basidiomycota; Agaricomycetes; Boletales; Suillaceae
Exons: 18
Coding region: 1-1710 (569 amino acids)
Biological process (GO): carbohydrate transport; transmembrane transport
Cellular component (GO): membrane
Molecular function (GO): carbohydrate:proton symporter activity
Source: RefSeq, a predicted model, not a curated record
AUGGCAAUCCCGGAAUACACGAUUUCAGAUUUUAUUCAUCGAGAGUCGUGGUGGAGGAAUCGUGGGCUCCUGGUGUUAAAUAUCUAUUUGAUAUUACCAGUACUAUCAUCAGUACUGAAUGGCCUUGAUUCAUCCAUACUAAACGGUCUGCAGAUUUUGCCAAGAUGGCAAGAAUACUUCCAUAAUCCCCAGGGAAAAACCUUGGGCCUCAUAAAUUCUGCUCAAGGCAUUGGCGCUGUCAGCGGAAUUCCAUUUACCCCUUUUGUGUCUGACUUGCUAGGACGACGAGCAACUAUGUUCAUUGGAGCAACCAUCGUUCUAGCUGGUGUCCUCACGCAAGCCUUAUGCACCAACGUGCAAGUAUUCAUUGGCGCUCGUGUGCUCAUUGGCAUAGGCACAGCUUUCUCCGUCAAUGCUGCUCCCCUGCUCAUCAGCGAACUUAGUUAUCCAACACAUCGUGGAAAAUUGACUGCUUUAUACAAUUCGAUGUGGUAUUUUGGCAGCAUUAUCUCGUCCUGGAUCUGCCUUGUCGCUUAUGAUCGAGCAGGGGCAUCAGAAUGGUCAUGGAGAGUCCCUGUAUUUCUUCAAGCUACUGUUCCUGUCCUUCAAAUGACGUUGGUUUGGUUCAUCCCGGAGAGUCCUCGAUUUCUAGCCGCUCAAGGUCUGGAAUCGAAAGCCGCGCGUGUCCUCGCUCAGUACCAUGCGGAUGGGCCAAACCAGAGUGACCACCUAGUAGCAUUCGAGAUGGCUCAAAUCCGACAUGCUCUGAACAUUGAACGAGAGAUCGCCUUCAGUCCAUCCUACCUGACGUGUUUUGCAACUCCUGGUAACAGACGACGCAUGUUUAUCGUUAUAUCUAUUGCAGUAUUCUCACAGUGGAGUGGCAAUGGUCUAGUCUCGUCUUACAUCAACAUUGUUUUGGACGGGAUCGGCAUAACGACGACUCGGACAAAAACAAUAAUUAACGGAUGUCUACAGGUUUUUAAUCUCGCUAGUGCUCUAUUGGGCACAAUGUUCGUGGACAAGGUGGGCAGAAGGAAGUUGUUCCUGACUUCGAAUAUCGGAAUGUUGAUCGUCUUCUCAAUGUGGACAGUUACCACUGCUAUUUUCCACGAGACCGGGAGUACCGCAGCUGUGAAAGCUACUGUACCGCUCAUAUUUCUGUUCUUUUUCUUUUAUGACUUUGCAUAUACGCCAAUGCUUGUCUCGUAUACACUCGAGAUUCUGCCUUACAAUAUUCGCGCCAGGGGACUUGCAAUCAUGGCCUUUGUUGCCUAUCUUUCCAAUACUUUCAACGUGUUCAUCAAUCCGUGGGCACUCGACGCCAUAGGGUGGAAAUACUACCUCGUUUACUGUGGAUGGCUCUGUCUGGAGCUAUUAUUUGUGAUGGUGUUCAUUAUUGAGACGAGAGGUCGUACUCUGGAAGAAACCGGUGCAUUAUUUGAUGGCAUGAGACCUCCUCAGAACACUCCAGAACGCACAUCUUUCGCCAGAGUAUCUCAAUAUGGACCUAGACUACCCCGUCUAGAGAAAGAUGCCACAGACAACUAUUUCGAAAUUCAUGAAACCAGUAGUACGCGGAGUAGUGCCUUCGGAUCACCUUCGCAUAUCGAGCUUCAAGAAUACAGUAGAGUGCAGAGCAGUGUCUUCAGACCACCUUCGCAUCUCGAAAGACAAUCUGAAGAGUCUGCCAUCACAAUUGUUAAAUAA